AUUGUAUUGUAUCCGUAUUAUAUUGUACAAUACCAUUGUACAGUACGGAAUACACAGUGUGUCCCAGGGUCCGUGGCGCCCCGUGACAACGCGUUACUGCUAAGUGCCAACGCUGCCACGCCUUGUCCCGGACGCGCCACGCUUUACUAUUCCCGCCGCGUGCAUCACUCAGCAUCUGAGGUCAAUUGAUCGGGAAAGUGCCUGCAAUCACAACCAUGAGGCUUCGGAGGGAAGUCGUCGAUUCGGAGGACGAACUCGGUGACCUAAGCGGCGGUUCCGAUCUUGGAGACGGCGCCGACAUGCGCGUGGAAUUGGAAGCACCCCUUGACGAACCCCGCAAUCCCGAGGCCGAGGGCGUUGACACAGCACAUACCGCAGGCCCAGGCACGCGCUCGACCGACCCGUCCUUCUUCCAGCGGGUGUACGAUGAGCAACAAGAGGCGCUCGAUUCACAGAAUGUCGUCCCCGAUACGGUCCCAGCCGGCCCCGCCGCUUCGACGUGGACCGAGGUGUCAUCGGCGCCUCCUCCGGGGCAGAAACCCCAAGUGAAGGACCACUCGUCUCUCACCUCCGUCCGCGACCCUACUCCGGCCACGCGCAGGUCAAGGAGGGCUCAAGCAGCUCCCCACCCUGAGGCCAUUGAUUUGACGGAUAUCACGACGCCCAGGAGGGAGGAGGCUGCCAGCGGAGAAAGUGAGGCGUGGGAUGUUCCAACUUCAGUGAGGUCACAGAGAGCGACGAGAACGUACGGAAAGCGCAAGACUGCGGGACAGCAGCUCGGUUUACAAGAGGGAACGCAGAACGUGCGUCCUUCCCAGGAUCCGUACGCCUUUCCGGAGUCAUCGCCCCCAACCGGGAAGAGAACGAGACGCGGCACCCCGUCCAGCUCAGCCCAACAAGCGCAAGACUCCAGUCCUGUGAUGCUUGUGCCAACAGAGGAGCCAGUUAGCUCAGAUAGGCGAACGCGAUCAAGAGGGAGAGGGAAGGCUGAAUCGGACGCGGGGUCCAGCAUGCCGGACACCACUGCAUCGCUGUUCGUCACCCAGAGCGCCCUCACAGCGAGCCAGAAGCAGGAAUACAGGAUGGUCAGCCAGUCUUCUCAAGCGGUGCCCGAAGCCGCCGGGACGUCGCCCCCUCGGCAGCAUCUCGAGGCAGGAGAGAUGCACACGUACAAGUCGAGCAUGGCGACGACGAUUGCUUACCCAACUCCGAGUCGGAUCUGGUCGUCGAGACGGGUGGCGGACGAGGCGGACGAGGCUGACGAAUCAAUCGGCGACCACGCUGACCGCGUGUCUCCGGCUCAGGACAUCGACUAUCAGCAAUCUUCGCCUGAUGUCCUGGCCGAUAUGGCUACCAACACGUCUUCGAGAUCGAGGAGAAGCACGACGAAACCCGUACCAUCUGCUGAACCUACUUCAUCCGCGCUGGAACAGCCCCCAUCAACACGGAGGUCAAAAAGAAGGAGGGUUGUCCAAGACGAUGAUCCUUGGCAGCUGGAUCCAUUGGCACCUGUUCAGGAAUGCCGCGAUGGACAACAGAGUGCAGGUUUCGGAGGCGAGAGUGGAGAUACCGUCGUGCGGCCAAAUUUGGGGACGAGUGACGAGGCAUCCGGGCCUCCGGACAUUGAGGCAACUAAUGCUGAAGGCCUGGAGACACCGAUCUCACCUCCCAAGGCCGUGCCGAAGAAGAGAGGGCGCAAGAGGAAGGCGUCCCGGGCAGACGCGCCGCCUCCUGAAACGGAUACUCCGACACCACUUGGGGAGGCUGAAGCUGAGCCAGCUCCCGCGCCCACAGAAACAGCAGGCCCGCCAGCCAAGCGGAAGCGCGGGCGCCCGCGCAAAUCCAAUGUCACCCAAGCCCAAGCCGAAAGUCCAGAGGAGCCCGGACAGCAGCAUGCCGAGGGCGCCCGAGGCGAGACGGAAACCGAUACGGCCCUACAACCACCACCACCAUCACCACCACCACCAACCCUUCCCCUAUCCGAGGUCUCGCGCAACUCUCAGCCAAAACAACAAUCCGAAUCUCUUCCUGACGCGGAUGCCAAGGGUAAUAGCGACAGUGGUGGCGAGAGCAAAGAAAACGACGUAUCUCGCGCGAUGCACGAGCCGGCCACCACGGACGCGAAGACGAAGGAGCCAGAACAAAAACAGGCCAAACUGGGCGUCUUGAACGCGCCUCAGAAAGUGCAGUAUCGCGUCGGACUGAGCAAGAGGUCGCGAAUUGCGCCGCUACUGAAGUCAUUGAAGAAGCCGGUAUGAAGCAACCCAAGUGCUUUGAUCUUAUGUUCGUGGGAGGUUGCAUGGCAGGUGUUGGUCGGUUUCUAUCUGAACUUGCGGAAUGGGCAUGGGAAUGGAUUGACGGAUGGGUUGGUGUCAGAUGGCUUGACAGCCUUGGGGGACUUGGCGUUUUGAACCUUGCUUUCAGAUACCCCUCUCUUUGCUCGCUCUAAUGAGGAUGGGUUCUUUUGCUGUUAAUGCCGAAAGAUGUAAUUCGAGUUACGGAAGGUUUUUGCCAGGUUCAAAGAUGAAACCCCGGGACAACCACCAGAAGUUGGGCAGAGUCUGGGACAUGAUGCCGCCCCGAAUUGAAACUGUCGUGAGACACUGGAGUGAGAUCACUGUCGGGAUGACCAUCGCUC
Molecule: messenger RNA, 2638 nt
Organism: Chaetomium strumarium
Lineage: Eukaryota; Fungi; Ascomycota; Sordariomycetes; Sordariales; Chaetomiaceae
Exons: 2
Coding region: 216-2258 (680 amino acids)
Source: RefSeq, a predicted model, not a curated record